Sesamum indicum (sesame) is the source of this 5052-nucleotide messenger RNA. RefSeq lists its product as uncharacterized. The record is from RefSeq and is a predicted model, not a curated record. Lineage: Eukaryota; Viridiplantae; Streptophyta; Magnoliopsida; Lamiales; Pedaliaceae.
CACACUCCAGAGAGCGCUGAAGAAAAAUCUUGGCGAGUAGCUCGGAUUCAAUAUUCGUUAGUGGUGAAAUUUGUGAUUUCGUGGAGAUUUCACGGUAUCAGUCUUCGAGUUUUCUCUUGAUCUUUGGCAGUUCAGUUCUAGCAACCGGUCGACCGCCGUUGAUUUGCAGUCGGCUUAUGAAGAUAAAAAAAGCCAGUGCUCCGGCUCCAUCUCCGUGCUUCCUUCUCAAUCUACGUUUUGUUUAUUUUCCUCGUUAGAGUUGUUUUGUGUGGUCAUUGAGAUUUAUCUCUUUCUCUACAAAGUAUAUGAAUGAUUAGAUUGUAUGAGACGCAAUUGUGUUGUUUCGUACGGAGUGCACUGACUUGUAUAUGAAAUUACUCUCUCAUUCAAUGUGAAAACUGAUUAAAUUAGCGUCUGUUUGGGAUAUUAGUAGGACGCUUUGUGAGUAUUUAAGUGUGGAUAGUUUUACCCUGGUGUUGAAUGAAUUGUCCUUACUAAAUAUAUCUGUUAUGGUGCAUGAAAAGAAUGCAACAAUUUUAGAUGCAUUUGAAUACUUCGAGUUUUUCAUAUAUUUGUCAAAAAGAAACAGUAACUUUGAUAUUGAUAUUUACCUACUCACUUUAUGUGAAACAGAUUAAUUUAAUGUCUACUUUAAGAUCUUUAGUAUUUCAGUGUGAAAUUACUUGCUGUCAUAUUGAAGACAUUGAGUUUAUUGUGUGAUGAAGUAGGAGAUCCAGUAGGAUUUGUGCUGGAUCAGAACGUUCUUUAAUCCCUGGGUGAAGCGAUACUACACCACGGCUACUGCAACCACCGCAGCAAGACUUCCAGAGGGAGUUUUGUCAGCACGAUCUCUUCGUGCAGCUUUUGCAGAAUCCUUAACAUGAGGUUCUCGCUAACAAGGAACAGGAACACAGAGUUGUCGUUGACUGAGAGGAGGAAAUUGAUGGAGUUUUUCCUGCUUCUCUGUGACUUUUUCUAGCACCAUUUGAAGAUGUUAUCUGUUUUAAUUAUGCUCUUCUCUGAAUAUAAUUCAAAGUCCAGGACUGAAAGCGGUAUUGAGGCUGAAAAGUGUUUAAAGGGAAAGCGGUUUUGUUUGGUGCCAAGACAUACACCCUCCAAUAUUUAUUACCUUUAAGAGAAGAAGCAAAGGAAGAGACAGCAUAAUACUAGGAAAUUAAUGAGGAGAAAGAGAAAAUGCUGCAAAUAUCAUCAGUGUAAACUGAAGUUUGCAUGCGCUCGUGAACGUGGUUGAACCAACCACUGAAAUUUGGAAUUCAGUUUCAGGAAGAAGGGAUAAGAAGAUCUCAAACAAACCAGCUGUAUUGCGUUAUAUUUGGAUCGUGGUGCAGAACAAUUUAUGUAUGAUGAAGUCUUACAAAAGGAAUAAAAAGUUAGAAGAAUCCUUGCCUGCACCAGAUGUAAAUGGUCCCUGAAACUUUCAGCGGAUGAUGCCAAAUUUUAUUUUUCAAAAAUCUGAUCAGUUCAGAGGCUGCUGCAGAAUCAUGACGGUGCCUUUGAAGAGAAAAUAUACCGACUUUCCUUUUAUGAGAACGCAGUUGUCUCCAUGUGUGUUCCUUUGUAAUUUCUUUUAAUAUAUAUCCUUGAAGGCAAGGGAAGAUUGGAUGCCUUUUAUUACUAUCAGAGGUUUCAGGGGAUAAAAGACUCCAGAAGGAAAGAGUAUCAAGAUUUCUGUUUCGUUUUUUGGUUGAGUAAUCUUUAUGGAAAUAGUUUCUGGAAGGGCAACGCCAUUGCUAUGGCCCAUAAUCACUCUCAAGCUUAUGUGGUUGAAAUAAGACAAAGGGCAAAAAGUUGAUUCCUUGCCUGGCCGGGAAGACUGUUACUUUUAGCUCUUUACACAACUUCUGAAUUCUUGAACAAGUUUUCUGGCUGCACGUUGGAUCAGACUUCAGUAAGUAAGUGCACUUGUCAUGGCAGAGGGGGAUCAGGCAGGCUGUAUGUGGAAUUUGAUUAGCAUAUUUGAUUUCCGUCAUGGUCGAUCCACCAGAAGAAUGCUUGCGGAUAGAAGACGAGCAAGCAAGCAAGACAUUGGUGCUGGACAUUCAAGUAACCAAACAAUUCUACCUCCUCUGUCUGAAAUUUGUGAAAAUGUGGUGGAUGCUGAAGACCAUAAUACACCUAUCACUAAUUUUGCCAAAACAAGUGUGAAGGAACUCAUGGAAGUAGAAAUGCGCAAUGAGCAAGGCUCAAAGAUCCGGUCAAAUUGUUCUGAGAUGGAUUUGGAGAAAAUUGAGGCAAAAUAUCAAAAUAUUAUGGAGAAGAAUCAUAGGAGGAAACAAAAAAGUUCCCAUAUAUCUCGAGACAUGGAUGUACUGGAGUUGGGUGCUGCAAACUGCUUUGUGCCUGAAAAUUUUCACAAAUUUCUUGAAGAAAGGCCUUCAGAUGAUCUUGUUCCGGAAAUAGUAAUGCAAGCACUGGCCCAGAUUAAUCUGGGGAGUACAGAAUGCAUGAAUCAUGAUUGUCCUGAUGUACCAUCUGGUCAAACUAUUUCAGUUGCUGAAGAACAGUUAGUUGCAGCUGUAAAUCUGUUUAUCGAACAGAGGUUAAGUAAUAGCAAGCAUUUUGAGGAAGAAGGGAAACCGUGUUGCUCCAGAGAGUUGGUGGAUGCUCUGCGAACACUAAGUUCUAAUAAGCGCUUGCUCUUUAAAUUACUUCAGGAAUGGAACCCUCUACUCAUUAAGCCCAUCCAAAACUUGGAGGACACUCAGUUGAGGAAAGACCGAACAUGCAGCUCCUUUUCAGCAUGCAAUUUGUCAGAAGAGAAGCUAAAAGAGUUGAAAUCUAAUAAAUUCAGUAGCCAUGGAAACCGUAACUUCUUUCGUAGAAGGAGGAAAUUGCUAGACAGCUACCUUUUCGGAGGGAACAAGGAUUUCCAGUCUUCAAGUAAAAUUGUCAUAUUGAAACCUGGAUCAGUGCCGGCACAGAGCCCUGAAACUGAUGUUGAUUUUCCCAGCAAUGCAUUCCAGUCACACUAUGAAAUGGAUAAGAAUGUGCACAAUGAGAGAAAUGCACCGCAUUUUUCUUUGACUGGCAUUAAAAAGAAGCUGUGGCAAGCAAUAGGAAAGCAGAGAGGGGAAAUUUCUCAUGAUGGACGGAUCCUUAAAUUUGCGAGUAACCAAAAUGGGACUAGUGGCAACAAAGGCACAAAGGGGGAAAUUUUUUGUUGGAGAUCUCCUAAUAGGAACCAUUUUUAUACUGAAAGAUUUGCCAAAUCUUCCACAAGCUUUAAGAUGGGUGAACAGGUUGGUAAGUUAAAAUAUAGUGGCUCAACAAUGCUGAAUCAAACCUGUCAAUCAGCAAAGCUUGGGGUACCUAACAUCUAUAUUGAGGCUAAAAAACACCUCUCUGAUAUGCUGACCCACGGAGAUGAAAAUGCAGAGUCCACAAACAGGGACUCCCCCAAAUCCCUUGGCAGGUUCCUUUCUCUUUCUGAUUAUAGUGGUUCUCCGUGCUGCAGCCCUAGAGAACAACAUGAUGAUGUCUUUACAACCUCCCUGGUGUUAUCUCCAUGCGGAUCAGUCAAGAACAACUUCAAUGGGCUUUUGCAAGAAAACCAUACCAAUCAUCCGAGUAGGCAAACAUUGGACUAUCGACCAUGCAUCUCUCCUAGCAAUCCCGAGGUCCAAGUACAGUGCCUCAAUAUGAACGUUAGUAUUUCAUUGGAAGGUGACAAAGAAUAUUCUUCAGAAAUUCAAUCCUCUAACGAAGAUAUUAUAAUUCCUGAAGUUUCAAGAUCGUUUGUGAGAGUUGUGGAGAAUCAAGAAACGAAUGGAUCAAAUGCUCAUGAGGAGGAAAAGACCACUUAUACUUGUACUAAUUCAUCCAGUAAUUUUGUCACUGGAGAUUACCAGAAUGCAGACAUUAGAGAAGUAGAAAAUGAUGAAAUCGCUUCUGAAUGUUCGAAAGAUUCUUCUGUGUGCUUCAAAUCGGAUCUAUUUGGAGAGGUUCAAAUAAUGUCUUCUCCACAAGUUUCUCCGACAUGCUCUCCAGCAAGCAGGGAACUGAAAGAGUCUGACUGCGUAGUUGACAGAACAGAACGACCCAGUCCUGUAUCUGUUCUUGUACCAUUGUCCACAGAUGACGAUAUCAGUCCUGCAAGCACCAUAUCUCAGCCAGUAAAAAAAGAAAUUCAACCGUGCCAUAUCGACUUUGAACAACAAUCUUCGGCUAACGACCAAGUAAUCUGCAUGAGAAUUUCGACCGAGGGUGAGGAGUCUGCAUUUGAGUAUGUCGAAGCGGUGCUGCUUGGUUCAGGUUUGAACUGGGACGAGUUUUUUUUGAGAUGGCUUUCUUUAUACGAAAUUCUGGACCAAUCAUUGUUCGAUGAAGUCGAGUUAUAUUCUGGUCGACCCUGUCACGAUCAGAAACUCCUCUUCGAUUGUGCUAAUGAAGUUUUAGACGAUAUUUGUGAAAGCUAUUUUGGAUCCUUCAGUAAACAGAACAUUCACAUUCAGCCUCUCCUGAAAGGGAUAGAUCUUAUACACGAGGUAUGGCAACGAAUCGAAUGCCAUCUCAUGCAGCAUGCAAUGCCUCACCCUCUGGAUCAGCUCGUUAGAAGAGACAUUUCAACAUCUGAAAAAUGGAUGAAUCUCCAAUCAGAUAUUGAGCUCGUCAGUUUUGAAAUGUCGGACAUCAUUUUCAACGAAAUCGUGGACGACACUCUACUGUGCUUCAUAGACUGCACAUCCAAGUACAAGUUUCAAGUCCUUCAAGUUGAAUCCGACUCAACUAAGGUUACCAGCUCGUAGAGUAUAACUGAUUAUUCCCCAACUCUGGAAGAUACACAGAACAUAAAUCUCAGAAACAUCAGCAUUGCUCCGCAAAUUUGGACAUGGUUACAGUUUCUUAGUACAGUAAGUACUUUCGUCCCCCACAUGGUAGCAUCCACUGUUUCUUUUCAGACACUUAUCGUCUUAGGGUACUCAGUCGUCGGUGUAUUUAGCAUCUUCUGCAUCCACAUGUUUGAAGUUGUGUCUGAUUUCUUGAUUCCGCAUAGGUUUUAUUUUUAAUACAGAAUGGAGAGAUAUUACAGGU